AUCUUAAAAUAUGUCGAUAUAAUAUAUAUUCUAAUUAAAAUAGAAUAAUUAAACGUAAACUGUUUUUGUUAACUAGUGUGUAUGUGGCUGGUGGAAUCCACGGGGACACGUCAAAAGCAUACAGCACAGAGUCUGAGGUUCACGAGAUGUCAGCGAAGUAGACAAGGCGGUCUUGACAGCUUGCACGUAACUUUUUAGUAAGUUCACAAGAGUUUGCCUUUUAGAUCUACUUUUUAAAAAGUCAAAUGUUCCCGCAGAAGAAGGUGCACCAUUUUAAUCCGCUGCAAAAUGCGGGGAUUUUUUCUCAGCUUUUUAUGUGCUGGCUCAGCCCAUUGCUGCACCUUGGCCACAAACGAAGACUGGAGGAAAGCGACUUGUACAACAUUCUUCCCCAACAUGAAUCCGAGCUACUGGGACAAAACCUGCAAAGGUUUUGGGAUGUUGAAGUAAAAAAGGCCACAAAAGAGCUCCGAAAGCCCAAACUCACCAAAGUCCUUCUGAAGUGCUACGGGAAGUCGUACGCAGUAGCGGGACUGUUUGCGUUUUCACUGGAAGCAAUCAAAGUUAUCCAGCCGCUCCUUCUGGGGAAAAUAAUUCUGUUCUUCGAGAAUUAUGAUCCAGAUGACCGUGGUAGUCUUCUGGUGGCUUAUGGCUGCGCUGGUGCCAUGUGCCUCUCCACCUUUGCUUUAACACUCCUGCAACAUCUCUACUACUAUUUUGUCCAAAGAAUCGGCAUGAAGAUGAGAGUGGCUGUGUGUCAUGUGAUCUACUGCAAGGCUCUUCGUCUUAGCAGCCAAGCAAUGGGACAAACCACCACGGGACAAAUUGUAAACCUCCUUUCCAAUGACAUCAACCGCUUUGAUGAGAUUACGCUCAAUGUUCACUACCUGUGGGUGGGGCCGCUACAAGCAGCUGUCAUCAUCGCUUUCCUUUGGUAUGAGAUCGGGCCGUCGUGUCUGGCAGGUGUGGCCGUCCUCGCCUUAUUGAUACCCGUGCAGACGUGGUUUGGGAAGCUUUUUGGAAUCUUUAGGAGUAAAACAGCUGUUCUGACUGACAGUCGAAUCCGCAUCAUGAACGAAGUGGUGUCUGGCAUCAGAAUCAUCAAGAUGUAUGCCUGGGAAAAACCCUUCUCUGCUCUCAUCACAGAGUCCAGGAGAAAGGAAAUCAACCAGAUCAUGAAGAGCUCUUACUUACGAGGACUCAACAUGGCAUCCUUCUUCGCCAGCAGUAAGAUUGUGGUGUUUGCCACCUUCGCGGUCUAUGCAGUGCUGGGCAACACCAUCAGCGCCAGCCGAGUGUUUGUCACCAUGUCCCUGUACGGAACCAUCAAGAUAACAGUGACGUUAUUCUUCCCGCUGGCCAUCGAAAAAGUGUCAGAGACCAUCGUCAGCAUCCGCAGGAUAAAGAAUUUCCUGCUGCUGAAUGAAAUGAGUAGAAGAAAGUUGACACUGGAAAAUAAGAACCCAAACUGUAUUGAGAUGAAGAUGAUGACCUGCUACUGGGAUAAGUUCCUGGAUGCCCCGUCUCUGCAGAACAUUACUCUCACAGUGAAGUCACAGCAGCUACUAGCUGUAAUCGGUCCCGUGGGGGCCGGGAAGUCGUCCCUGUUGAGCGCCAUCCUGGGUGAGCUACCUCAUGAGAGCGGAAUGUUGACAGUGAGGGGUCAAUUCAAUUAUGCAUCCCAGCAGCCAUGGGUGUUUCCGGGCUCCAUCCGCAGCAACAUCCUUUUUGGAAGAGUGCUGGAUCUGCAUAAAUAUGAACGGGUCCUAAGGGCCUGCGCUUUAAAGAAGGACCUGGAACUGUUCCCGGAUGGAGAUAUGACCCUCAUCGGAGACAAAGGAGGCAACCUCAGUGGGGGGCAGAAGGCUCGCAUCAAUCUGGCCAGGGCAGUGUACGAAGAAGCAGACAUUUACCUCUUAGAUGAUCCACUGAGCGCCGUAGAUGCCGAGGUUGGGAAGUAUCUCUUUGAAGCGUGCAUUUGUGGCCUGCUGAAGAACAAGUGUCGCAUCCUGGUGACUCACCAACUUCAGCAUCUGAGGACAGCAGACCAGAUAGUGGUGGUCAAAGAGGGUCACAUGAUGGCCCAGGGUACAUACAGCGAACUGCAGAGCUCGGGCCUUGAUGUCGGCUUCCUGCUAAAAAGCGCGGAGGAACAGGAGCAGCAAAGUUGGUCUGCAAACUGGGAUGCCGUGUCACUUGCUAGUCACAGGAGGAAUCACUCCAACAGUUCACUCUACUCGCACAGCUCCCUCCUGCCACCAGCAUGUGGUGGCCAUGACCAGCUUACUGCUGAAAAUGUGCACGCCACAGUGGAAGAGACUCGUGCAGAAGGAAAUGUCAGCAAUGGCAUUUAUAUCAAGUAUUUUACCGCCCACUGCCACCCUCUGAUCCUCCUGGCUAUUUUGCUGCUCAGCGUUGUUGCUGAAGCUGCAUAUAUUCUGCAGGACUGGUGGUUGGUGUUCUGGGCUACUCAUUCGGCCAAUGACACAAUCAACAGUACGGUCCUGACAUUUGAGAGAGGCAUCAACAAGACUGCCUCACACAAAGGCGCUGAUCUGACAUUUUACCUGGGUAUUUAUUCAGGUUUGACCGCUGCCGCAGUGAUUCUUGGCUAUGUCAGAAGCUUGGUGAUCUUUCACGGACUGGUGAAAUCCACUCAGACGCUGCACAACAGGAUGUUCAACGCUGUCCUCCGCACGCCAGUCUACUUCUUUGACAUCAACCCCAUAGGGAGGAUCCUCAACCGCUUUUCAAAGGAUAUCAGCCAGAUGGACUCCAUGUUACCGCUCACCUUCGUGGAUUUCUAUCAACUCUUUUGGCAGAAUGUGGGUGUGCUUGCCGUGGCAGCCUCCAUCAUACCUUAUCUCCUCAUCGCCAUUGCUCCCCUGAUCUUCGUCUUUCUGUACCUGCGGCGUUUCUACCUCUCCACGUCACGAGAUAUCAAACGCUUGGAGUCCACAACACGCAGUCCAGUCUUCUCCCAUCUUUCGUCGUCCCUCCAGGGCCUGUGGAGCAUCCGAGCCUUUGGAGCUGAGGAGAGAUUGACCAAAGCCUUCGACUCAUACCAGGACCGUCACUCAGAAGCGUGGUUUCUCUUUCUGAUGACCUCCCGUUGGUUUGCGCUGCGUCUGGACAGCAUUUGCUCCGUCUUUAUCACCUUCGCAACAUUUGGCUGCAUCUUUCUCCGAGAUGGGUUGGAGGCUGGCGAGGUGGGCCUGGUGCUGACAUACGCUGUGACACUUGUUGGAAGCUUUCAAUGGACCGUGAGACAAAGUGCCGAGUUAGAGAACACGAUGACAUCGGUCGAGAGAGUGGUGGAGUACACCAAGCUAAAGAGCGAAGCCCCCUGGGAAACCUCGAAGCGUCCUCCUCCCAAUUGGCCGAGUCAGGGUCAGGUGACCUUUGACCAUGUACAUUUGUCAUACAGCGCCGACGCCCCAGGGAUCCUCAAAGACAUCUGCGCCACCUUCUGUCCCAAUGAGAAGGUGGGCAUUGUCGGUCGAACGGGUGCUGGGAAAAGCUCUAUGGCGGCGGCUCUCUUUCGUCUGGCAGAGCCACAAGGGAACAUCUACAUAGAUGGUGUGUUGACAUCUGAGCUGGGCCUGCACGACCUGCGACAGAAGAUCUCAAUCAUACCUCAGGACCCUGUGCUGUUUACCGAUUCUGUGAGGAAGAACCUGGACCCGUUUAACCAGCACACAGAUGCUGACGUAUGGAAAGCUCUGGAGCAAGUCCAACUAAAGUACAUGGUGGAGGACCUUCCUACCAAGUUAGAGACUGUUCUGGCCGAGUGUGGCUCCAACUUCAGCGUUGGUCAGAGGCAACUGGUGUGUCUGGCCAGAGCCAUCCUGAGAAAGAACCGCAUCCUUGUCAUAGACGAGGCUACAGCCAACGUGGACCCAAGGACUGACGAGCUGAUCCAACAAACCAUCCGACAGGAGUUCAAAGACUGCACCGUGUUCACCAUUGCUCACCGACUCAACACCAUCAUAGACAGUGACCGCAUUCUGGUGCUGGAUGAAGGUCGGGUUCAAGAGUUGGGUCAUCCCUCCAAACUUCUCCAGAACAAAGAUGGCGCUUUGCACAGGCUGGUUCAGCAACUGGGUCCCUCCGAGGCUGAAGCUUUGUUGGAGACAGCUAAACAGGCAGUGCAGACCACCUGAUGGGCCAAUGCUGGAAAACAUUGGUUUGAAUCCCUGAUGGAAGAAGCACCACCAAAAAGGUUGAGGUUUGUCAGGGUUUCAUGAGAACCGACAGUUGAUGAGAAAUGUCUGACUUUGUUGGGGUUUCAUUGUACAGAAUACCUACUGUAACUUUUUACUUUAAAUAGAAUACCUAAUAUAAGAUGUCAAUUGACUAUGUCAAUGAUACAAGAAGAUUGUUAAAAGGAUAAUAAAAAUAGCAAUUAUUAGCUCUUGUAGUGUAUAACCAAUCCAUACUGUGGGGCCAAAUGUCUACAGACCAAAUCCAUCAGAAGAUGUUAAGGUAGAAAAAUGAUCAUUGCUUUGCCUUUCAGCUGUACAUGAAAAACAAAAUAGUCUUGCUCAAUAAAAGUCAGACUUGUAAGAGAGUGGGAGCUUUAGGUGUGACUGUAGCGUGCAACAAGUUUAAUGUUAGCAAGCAUGGAACAAUGGUGCUUAAAGGCUUACCAUGAAUUGAUUAACGUGGACCCCGACUUAAACAAGUUGAAAAACUUAUUCGGGUGUUACCAUUUAGUGGUCAAUUGUACGGAAUAUGUACUGUACUGUGCAAUCUACUAAUAAAAGUUCCAAUCAAUCAAUCAAUCAGGUGGGGACGAAUGAUCAAUUCUCCGAUGCAUUUCGAUUAGAAUGAAGACAAUUCUGAAUCGAUACAAAUGUCCAAAUAUCGAUUAUUUACAUAUGUUAAAUAAAGUAAUACAGACAGUUCUAAAAUGCGAAAUGAAUGCUAGUGUUCUCUAAGCAUUAGUUCUAGGUUUGGUUCUAACUAAACAUGGGAGAUUAUUUUAACAUUAUGUGUUAAUUGAGUCAGAAUGGACACACAUGGAGGAGGUAGCAUGAGAGGACAAGCUAUGCUAGCUGCGGCGCUAAGUAGUAAAACAAGAGAAUAAUAAUUUCUACACUUCAACAGGAAGCUAAUGGAAACCGUGUUACAGCAGUAACCAGCUAAGAAGAGGAAAUGAUUAGCAAGUCGAUUAAUACAACAGCCACAGAUAUGAAUGAGUAGAUAGAUGACACAUGUCUUUGAACUGCAAGGUUAUGGCGACUGGAGCAAAGUGUCUGAACAUUCUGUGGUUUUAGAAGCCAAGAAUGUUAAAUCAAGGACGCCUGCUCGCCAAGUAAAGACGUUUACUUAUUUAAUCUCUUAUCAGGCAGCUACUCUUCUCACAUAUCUAGUCUUCCAUAUAAAUGCAUAUCUAUGCUGUGCGCAGUAACAUCUUUAAAACCGGAAAUGAUGCAAUACUGCAUACGUCAGAAGCCAAAGGAGGAGCCUUGUAGACAUAUUAUUAAAGGCCUACUGAAAUUAGAUUUUUUUAUUUAAACGGGGAUAGCAGAUCCAUUCUAUGUGUCAUACUUGAUCAUUUCGCGAUAUUGCCAUAUUUUUGCUGAAAGGAUUUAGUAGAGAACAUUGACGAUAAAGUUCGGAACUUUUGGUCGCUGAUAAAAAAAAGCCUUACCUGAACCGGAAGUAGCGUGACGUCACAGGUUGAAGAGCUCCUCACAUCUGCACAUUGUUUUCAAUCAUGGACGCCAGCAGCGAGAGCGAUUCGGACAGAGAAAGCGACGAUUACCCCAUUAAUUUGAGCGAGGAUAAAAGAAUGGCGGAUGAGGAAAAAGAAAGUGAAGGAUUAGAGGGCAGUGGAAGCUGUGAGAGGCGGGUGGGACCUGAUAUUCAGCUGGGAAUGACUAAAACAGUAAAUAAACACAAGACAUAUAUAUACUCUAUUAGCCACAACACAACCAGGCUUAUAUUUAAUAUGCCACAAAUUAACCGUGCAUAACAAACACCUCCCUCCUCCCGUCCAUAUAACCCGCCAAUACAACUCAAACACCCGCACAACACACUCAAUCCCACAGCCCAAAGUACCGUUCACUUCCGCAAAGUUCAUACAGCACAUAUAUUUCCCCAAAGUUACGUACAUGACAUGCACAUAGCGGCACGCACGUACGGGCAAGCGAUCAAAUGUUUGGAAGAAAGCUGCAUACUCACGGUAGCGCGUCUGCUAUCCAACUCAAAGUCCUCCUGGUUGUGUUGCUGCAGCCAGCCGCUAAUACACCGAUCCCACCUACAGCUUUCUUCUUUGCAGUCUUCAUUGUCCAUUAAACAAAUUGCAAAAGAUUCACCAACACAGAUGUCCAGAAUACUGUGGAAUUUUGCGAUGAAAACAGACGACUUAAUAGCUGGCCACAAUGCUGUCCCAAUACUUCCGCUCAAUCCGUGACGUCACGCGCAAACGUCAUCAUACCGAGACGUUUUCAGCCGGAUAUAUCCCGGGAAAUGUAAAAUUGCACUUUAUAAGUUAACCCAGCCGUAUUGGUAUGCGUUGCAAUGUUAAGAUUUCAUCAUUGAUAUAUAAACUAUCAGACUGCGUGGUCGGUAGUAGUGGCUUUCAGUAGGCCUUUAAUGUUAUUAAUGAUUAAAUGUAAUACAUUUAGGAUAUUUUAAAUUUUCCUGAGGGAACUCUCCUGAAGGAAUCAAUAAAGUACUAUCUAUCUAUCUAUCUACAGUGUAAUAAUAAUAAUACACUACAGUGACAAUAUACAAUAUAAUAAUUGAAGAUGUAUAAUUAAUUGAUUUGUAAUCGAAUCUUGAGGUGCCCAAAGAUUCCUACCUCUAACGGUGCUUGCUUGUUGAUGUAAGUUGAUGCAAGAUCAGACAGGGCUACUUCUCACCCAAAGUCAGAUGGGAUAGGCUCCAGCACACCUGAGUACAAUCACUAUAGGAAAUGAAUGAAUGAAUGAAUGGAAUGAGGGCAGCAUUUGGGUUCAAAUGUCCAGUACUACAUGUCAUGUUAUUGAAUGUACUGGUAAUAUAUGCAUGUAUGUGUUUCAACCAAAUCUGACAUGUAAUCUUUGUAAAGGACAUGACUUGAAAUAUUUGAUCACAAAGUCCAGGAUGUUGUGUGAACGCUCGGUGUGAGUUUGUACAUCUAAAGUUCCACCAUGUGUCCGUCAUGUGACUUGAGAGACCUUUUGAUAGGGGUUUUGGUCGCCAAUUGUUCUUUUGUAUUGUAAAAUGCUGUAAUGUUGGGGGUGGCAUGGCGUAGUGGGUAGAGCGGCUGUGGCAGAAACCAGGAGGUUGCAGGUUCGCUCCCCGCCUCUUGACAUCCAAAUCACUUCACCCUUGCCCCCAGUGCCGCUCGCACUGGUGAAUGAAUGAUGAAUGAUAGGUGGUGGUCGGAGGGGCCGUAGGCGCAAACUGGCAGCCACGCUUCCGUCAGUCUACCUCAGGGCAGCUGUGGCUACGAAAGUAGCUUACCACCACUAGGUGUGAAUGAAUGAUGGGUUCUCACUUCUCUGUGAAGCACUUUGAGUGUCUAUAAAAGCGCUAUAUAAAUCUAAUCCAUUAUUAUUAUUUUAUAAUUAAUAUAUUUUGUGGGUUUUUUUUUUUUAGAAUUAUUUUCAAUGUAAGACUGUUUUGGUAUUUAUAAUUAUUUUUGACUGUAAUUUGCUUUAAUUAGGAUGUCAAGAGGUUCAACCUGCUAGCAAUACUGUACAUGUACUGAAGGUGUGGACAAAAACAUGUGUGUAAUAUCUGCAACAAGGUGAAUAAACAAGAACAUCUGAGCAUUUCAUUUGUUGGUUGUGUUCAAGGGACAGUAAGUCUUUUUC
Entelurus aequoreus (snake pipefish) is the source of this 7811-nucleotide messenger RNA. Its product is annotated as ATP-binding cassette sub-family C member 4-like. The transcript has 31 exons. Bases 246 to 4163 code for a protein of 1305 amino acids. The record is from RefSeq and is a predicted model, not a curated record. Gene Ontology annotation, cellular component: plasma membrane. Gene Ontology annotation, biological process: transmembrane transport. Lineage: Eukaryota; Metazoa; Chordata; Actinopteri; Syngnathiformes; Syngnathidae. Gene Ontology annotation, molecular function: ABC-type transporter activity; ATP binding; ATP hydrolysis activity.